ACUGGAUCACAUGACACAAUUACCUCAAGAAUCGAUCAAGAUGAAUUGCACGUCAGCUUACGUUUCCGACUUUUUUCCCCUCUCGGGUCCUGUCCACACGCCUAUAGUGCAAUAGAUGGACAAAGUUUAACACACUCAACACUGCUACUCACAAAGCGAGAAGAAGAAAUGACGGAGUAUGAUGAUCGCAGCAACUGUGCGUCAAAUAUGUAUUUGCCGAGUUGCACCUAUUAUGUAUCAGCGCCCGAUUUUUCGUCUGUCUCUUCGUUUUUACCUCAGACUACAUCAUGUCAAAUCAAUUUUCCUUAUUCUUCUAAUAUCACACAAGUGCAACCUGUUCGAGAAGUUCCUUUCAGAGACUAUGCUCUGGAUCAUCCAACUAAAUGGCCUUACACUAGCAGUUUCGCUUCCUACUAUUCAGCGGACGAGAUAAUGCAUAGAGAUCUACUGCAGUCGCCGAGCAGGACGGAAAUGAUAUUCAAAAAUGACUCCGUCUACAGCCAUCACGGCAGCUCAAAUCCUUCAGGUAAUUUGUUCACCAGUGUUGGCAGAAAUGGAAUUCUUCCUCAAGGGUUUGAUCAGUUUUUCGAGACUGGAAAUACUCAUCCCGAGAAGUCCAACUCCGACCACUUCAAACAAAAAACAGAGCCCAGUUUCCCCGGAGAUGCUGGGAGCAACAGACUGACUUCGGAGAGUUCACAGCAGAAGAAACAGGAUCCAGCUGAAAACAUCGAGGACGAUUCCUCUUCAUCUAACUGCGCGGAGGAGAAAAACAUCGCCUCAAGUUCUUUGAAGUCGAGAAAGAAACGAUGUCCAUAUUCCAAAUACCAGAUUCGAGAACUUGAACGAGAGUUCUUUUUCAACGUGUACAUUAACAAAGAAAAGCGCCUGCAGCUGUCCAGAAUGUUAAACCUAACAGAUCGACAAGUGAAAAUCUGGUUCCAGAACCGAAGAAUGAAAGAAAAAAAGCUCAACAGGGAUCGGUUACAGUAUUUCACUGGAAACCCUUUAUUCUGACAAUUUGAACCCUGAUGAAAGCGCACAUACUGCCUGCACCUCCAAAAAUGGGAUUGGUUUUAUUUGUUGCGGUAUCCUAAAUACAGGAUUUUAAGAACACGACCUUUUAACUCAGCUAAGUACUUUGAAAAUUAAAACCUGACUUAAUUCUAUUUCCUAUGCAAACCUCAGAGCGUGUGGUACGAGCAGGUUAACACUUUUACCUCGAGACGGAAGCGGAUUCAUUACCCAGAUUUUAAUUUAAUUGAUUCUGAAUUUCUCUCAAGCAAACAAUUAAGUAAUGACAAUCCACGUGUUAUGUCUUUGAUAAAAAGCUGGUGAACGCCGGUCUUUGUAUUAUUGUUGUGUAUUCUGUUUUCUAUUUAUUUUAUCGAUUUAUUUCAUUGACCAUCUUGCAACAAGAGACAUUUAUGUUCAUGGCAAUGCCCAGUGUGUACUUUUAUUAUGGUAUGUAAACAUUUAUUUCAUUGACGCAUGUGACUUGUACAAAAUUAUUAAAAUAAAGUUUA
Messenger RNA from Lepisosteus oculatus (spotted gar), 1526 nucleotides. It is a transcript of the gene hoxd11a, whose product is annotated as homeobox D11a. The record is from RefSeq and is a predicted model, not a curated record. Gene Ontology annotation, biological process: anatomical structure development; regulation of transcription by RNA polymerase II. Gene Ontology annotation, cellular component: nucleus. NCBI's taxonomy places the organism in Eukaryota, Metazoa, Chordata, Actinopteri, Semionotiformes, Lepisosteidae. Gene Ontology annotation, molecular function: DNA-binding transcription factor activity, RNA polymerase II-specific; RNA polymerase II cis-regulatory region sequence-specific DNA binding.